Messenger RNA from Trichoderma virens Gv29-8, 2154 nucleotides. RefSeq lists its product as uncharacterized. Gene Ontology annotation, molecular function: polynucleotide 5'-hydroxyl-kinase activity. The record is from RefSeq and is a predicted model, not a curated record. Gene Ontology annotation, biological process: cleavage in ITS2 between 5.8S rRNA and LSU-rRNA of tricistronic rRNA transcript (SSU-rRNA, 5.8S rRNA, LSU-rRNA). Gene Ontology annotation, cellular component: nucleus. The transcript is spliced from 4 exons. NCBI's taxonomy places the organism in Eukaryota, Fungi, Ascomycota, Sordariomycetes, Hypocreales, Hypocreaceae. The annotation marks the transcript as partial.
GUAAGCGCAUUAAGUGCACUUGCAGCUCGUCGGCGCUUGGUGGCCAACACACCGGCUAAAGAGCCCAGCUCAUCUCCUGAACCUGAAGACACAGCGUCAGCCAGAACCAACUCCUUUAGUGUCCUACAAACAUUGAAGCGCCAAAAUGAACCUCCAAAGUCUCCCAAGAAGAACGGGUCAAGGGGGGCGCUCAAUCGUGGUGAAAUAAGAGCUUCCACCUCGCAGGGUGGUAAGAUCAGCGAUCCAUCUACCCCAGAAGCAAAUCUCUCGGGUUCUCGAAUCAUGUACUCGUCCUUCUUGCUGAGUAAAAACAACUGCCGCACAACACCAAAGGGCACCGUCGCUUUGAAGCUCAAAGACAGUGAGCGAUUUCUUGUCAUAGGAAGCUUUGGAAUUAAAGUCAUCGCUGGCGAGGUGACUGUCUUUGGAGCCACUCUUCAGCCAUCGGAUAACAUACACUGGAUUCACGCCCCUCACUGUCAUGCUAUUCCCGUCAUCAGAACUUCCGAGAAGGCCAGCCUGGAACUUCACAACGACCCAAAUGCGGACGGUUUGCGGCGGUUAAGUCGUCUAUCCCCUCUUUUCAGAGGCAUAUGGGGUGAAUCAAAGGAUGACUCUACGGAGAACAGCCUAGGAAAGGGGCGAACUUUCCAGAUUGUAUGCAGUUCUGAUGAUGCCCCUAAGAAGUGCGUCAUACAAGAACUCUCAUCUCCUCCAGCAUGGAACAAGAAGCUGGCCGAUCUCGUGUCCGUAGCCAAGGGCGGUCCUUUCACGACGCUUGUAUGCGGCCCCAAGUCUGCCGGCAAGUCAACCUUCUCCAAGAUGCUCGCAAACCGCCUCUUGACGAGCGAGGCAACUCGGACAGGCACUCAUGGUGUCGCCGUUCUUGAUCUGGAUCCAGGCCAGCCCGAGUAUGCACCUUGUGGGACAAUAUCUCUUGUUCAUGUCACACGACCCAACCUGAGCGCCGCCUUUACGCAUCCAAAUCUUGACGAUGAAUGCUACAAAGUCAUUCGGUGUCAUGCUUUGGCGUCCAUGACACCAGCUGCAGCCCCGGAACACUACUUGGAGUGCGUGCUGGAUCUUCUCGACUAUUAUCGAAGACUGCUGCGCAAUUGCCAUCUUCUCAUCAACACUCCAGGUUGGAUUCUGGGCACUGGACAGGAUCUGCUCGUUGACAUCAUCUCUCGAGUCAACCCUCCGGAAGUGAUUUACAUGUCUGAAGACGGUCCUGCAGACGUCGUCGAAGUUUUACGCGGCGCAACAAAGAGAACUUUUACCACACUUCCCUCUCAGCCAUCUGAGUUUGCAUCCCGCACCGCUGCUCACUUGAGGGCCAUGCAGGCCAUGUCUUACUUCCACUUGCAAGAACAGAAACAAACGAGCUCAGGAUUGAGGCCAAGCUGGAACCCAUCUCCACUGUCGUCUAUUCCCCCCUUACAGGUCCGGUACUCUGGCAAGCAGCGGGGAAUUCUCGGCAUUCUACUUUACGACUACCAGUCUCCAUCUGAACUGCUCUCGGAGGCAAUCAAUGGAAUGAUCCUUGCUGCGGUGGAUGUGGAGGAUCCCAGAGCAUUCCGCAAUCUUGCCAACACUACACAGCUGCCAGUGGAUAGCGCCGACAAUGGCAGGUAUUCUGAAGGCUUUAUUUCAAGGACGGCGGAAGGCUUGCCGUAUAUCCCAAAUGCCAACGACAUCACUCUCGACCCGUGCUUCUCUCGCACCAUUGGCCUCGUUCUCAUCCGAGGUAUCGAUACUACUACCCAAACACUUCAAAUUCUUACGCCUAUCCCGCUACAGACAAUAGAGCAGAUACGCUCCCAAGGCCGACAUAUCGUGCUCGUUCAUGGAAAAUUCGAUGCGCCGACAUGGGCAUACACAGAAGACCUGUAUGAGCGCUCCCGUCAGGAAGACGUGAACGCGGACAAGCCUCUUGAAAUAGCGAGCGAAGAUCCAAAUGAGGAUGAAGACAUGACCGAAGAUGUGGACGAAGAGGAAGCCUCAGCUGAAUCUGAGGCUCCUUCAGACCCAAAUGCCGGCUCCUCUUCCGCCCUCCCCUGGGUCGAGGUGCUCCGCGGCAGCCAAAAGCGGCCAGUCGGCUCGCGCGUGUGGAGAGUGCGGAGAGACUUGGGCCGCAACGUCGGCGGUGACUGA